Rotaria sp. Silwood2 is the source of this 1116-nucleotide messenger RNA. Lineage: Eukaryota; Metazoa; Rotifera; Eurotatoria; Philodinida; Philodinidae. The record is from the annotation of a GenBank genome assembly.
AUGUGGUCAGCUAUUAUCGCCCAGCUUAAUCAAGACGGAAAUGGUGCUGAAAAAAUACCGGAAGGUUUUCUCGGCGGUUCAACAGGUGGAUCACCAACUGUUUCAAUUCCUAGUCGUUUCUACAACGCAUGCCGAGAAAAUAAUAUCGAUUUGGUUAAAGACUAUUUGCAAACAAUGUCACUAGAAGAAAUUAAUAAAAUGGAACCCAAUGGUUCUACCGCACUUCAUGUAGCUGCAUAUUGUGGACAUGAAGAAAUUGUUAAGCUUUUACUAGAGAAAGGUGCUUGCUCUUCAACAAUAAAUAAAUAUAAUUGUACUCCACUUGAUGAAGCUAAAACUAAUAAAAUAAGACAAUUAAUCCGUCGUCGUAUGAAUGGAAAUCGUUUUGUCAGUGACACUAUCGAGUGGAUUCUUUCAACAGGCGAUGCUGAUUUCAUAGCACAUAAAUAUUUGAAAAUAUUGGAAAAAUAUGGUACAGACCCCGACUUUCAUAGAUUGAUUGUUUAUAUAAAACAAAAUUAUCUUGAAAUGGACUUGCAGAAUAUUGAUGACAUCAAUAUAAUAAAAGAAUAUUUUGAUAUGGCAAUAAACAAAAAAGAUCCUGUUUAUUUACUAAAAGCAUAUACAGCGGAAACUGGUUUUUAUUCUACACUCAAUGUUCAUCUAGCACAAUUACGGCUUGAAAAUCUAACUAGCCAAGAGAAUAUUAGUCGAGCAUAUUAUAUUGGAAUAAUUGCUCGUCAUCCAAAAUUCAAAACAUAUUCAUACACUGGAGAAGUAUUUCGUGGUAUGGUGAUUACUGAUAAUGAUCUAAAAAAAUACCAAAUAGGCACACGUAUUUUAACUAAAACAUUUUCUUCGACGUCAAAAAAGUUGCAUAUAGCAUUAAGAUUUCUUGAUAAAAAUCAAAAUACAAAUGGUGGAUUAAGUACAAUAUGCAAAUAUCAAAUACGUAAUGAAAGAACUGCGUUAGAUAUUGAACACAUAUCAUUAUUUGAAGAUGAAAAAGAAGUAUUAAUCUUACCAUAUUCAGCAUUUAAAAUCAUUGACAUUAAACAAAAUAAAGACAGUUCACCUAGAGUUGAAAUAGACCUGAAAGAAUGUGAGCCAUGGUAG